UGAAACUCGACCAGAAUAAUUUUUUAAUGUGGAAACAACAAGCUCUCUCAGCCAUUAAAGGAUAUGGCCUUGAAACAUUUAUCAAGAAGGAAGCAGAAUCACCCUCUCCAAUCGUCACUCGAGAUGGAUCUGAGGAAACAAAUCCAGAUUUCAUUCUAUGGGAAAGACAAGAUCAAAUCCUUGCAUCUUGGAUCUUGUCCUCUCUUACUGAAGGUAUGCUUGUCCUCACUGUUGGCCUAAACAGCUCAAAAGACAUAUGGUUAGCCUUGGAAAACAACUUUUCGGCUCAGUCUCAAGCCAAAGUGAUGCAGUACAAGAUCCUUAUGCAGUCUUUAAAGAAAAAUGGUAUGACUAUGGGAGAGUAUAUUUCUAAGAUGAAAUCUUUUUGUGACAUCUUAGCUUCUGCUGGCCAUAAGAUAAGUGAGACAGAUCAAGUCCUACACAUCUUAUCAGGACUUGGAAAUGAAUAUGAUUCUGUCAUGGUGAAUGUCACUUCAAGGAUAGAACCCUAUGGCUUAAAUGAACUCCAUGCUCUCCUUCUUAGUUAUAAGGCUCGUCUGGAAGCCAAUAACAACCUCCUGGGACCAACAAUUAACACAGAUGGCACUCAGCCAUCUAUCAAUGCAACUCAGAUGGACAACAGAAGGUUUAACAACCCCUUUAACCAAGGAAGAGGCAAUUUCAAGAAUUUCAGAGGCUCAAAUUUCAAUAGGGGUGGUAGAUUUGCUAGAGGUGGUAGAGGAAGAGGAAGAUACAACAACAACAAAGUGAUCUGUCAGAUUUGCAAUGUGGCAAAUCACACAGUAGACAGAUGUUGGUAUAGAAGUGAUCUCAGCUAUGGAAACUCAGGACAACAAACUCAACAGGGAAAUGUUCAAAGAAAUCCUAACCUUAAUCUUUCUCAUUUUGGUCAGAUCCCUCAACUUGGAAACAGCAACAACAUAUCUGAAAUUGGAAGUGAGUCCUCUUGGUUUCCUGAUUCUGGAGCAACCACAAAUGUUACAAAUGAGCUAGCAAACCUUAACAUGGGAUCUGAGUAUGUUGGUAACAACAGGCUGCAAAUGGGAAAUGGUGCUGAGGUUAACAUCAGUCAUAUUGGUAACUCUUUCUUAAGAUCUCCUCAGAGUUCAAAAGCUUUUCUCUUAAGAAAUCUUCUACAUGUGCCUUCAAUUACAAAAAAUCUGCUGAGUGUUUCAUCCUUUGCUUCUGAUAACAAUGUAUAUUUUGAGUUUCAUCCCUCUUAUU
Molecule: messenger RNA, 1245 nt
Organism: Striga hermonthica
Lineage: Eukaryota; Viridiplantae; Streptophyta; Magnoliopsida; Lamiales; Orobanchaceae
Source: the annotation of a GenBank genome assembly